AUGGUUCCAAAACGCACACCACCGACUAGACGGGCAUUGUUCUAUGUUCCAGGUAGUGAAGAACGUAAAAUCAAAAGCUCUCUAAAUGUCACCGCGGACAGUAUCGUAUAUGAUUUAGAAGAUGGCGUUGCACUUAAUAGAAAAGGUAUUGCGAGAGAAAUGGUUUUCGAUGCUUUAGGGGCAUCACUGGCCAAUGAAAAAUCAGAGAAAGCUGUUCGAAUAAAUGCUGUUGGUUCAGGCAUGGAGCUAGAUGAUCUUAAUGUUAUACUUCGUUCGAAGGAUCUCGAGGGCAUUGUUAUACCUAAAGUUAGGUCAGCGGACGACAUUAAAUUUGUUAGCCAAAUGAUAGAUUUAAUAGCACCUGAUGAGAGUCGGUCUAAAAUUCGUUUACUGGCGUCAAUAGAAAGUGCUUUGGCCAUUAUGAAUAUUAAACAAAUCGCAACAUCUGAUCCUAGACUUGAUGCGCUAAUCUUUGCUGCCGAGGAUUAUUGCGCAGAUGUUGGAAUUGUAAGAACGCGAUCACGGAAGGAAAUGUUGCUAGCGCGACAGACCAUAGUAACGGUCGCCAGUGCUUAUGAAUUGCAAGCAAUUGAUCUGGUUUGCGUCGAUUUUAGGAAUGAUAGUAUCCUGACAGAAGAAUGUCAGGAAGGCCGAGAAAUGGGCUAUCUUGGAAAACAAGCAAUUCAUCCGCGUCAAGUCGAUAUUAUACAAAAAAUGUUUUUACCUGACAUGCAAGAUGUAGAAAGAGCUGCACGUAUUGUUUAUGGUUACGAGCAACAUUCUAAAAAAGGAAUUGGGGCGUUUGACUUGGAUGGCAAAAUGAUUGAUCUCCCAAUGGUCAAAUGGGCAGAACGAAUACUUGCAAGGGCGGAAUAA
Messenger RNA from Cetraspora pellucida, 876 nucleotides. The record is from the annotation of a GenBank genome assembly. NCBI's taxonomy places the organism in Eukaryota, Fungi, Glomeromycota, Glomeromycetes, Diversisporales, Gigasporaceae.